Molecule: messenger RNA, 1445 nt
Organism: Pseudomyrmex gracilis
Lineage: Eukaryota; Metazoa; Arthropoda; Insecta; Hymenoptera; Formicidae
Product: GTP-binding protein 10 homolog
Exons: 4
Coding region: 255-1424 (389 amino acids)
Cellular component (GO): mitochondrion
Molecular function (GO): GTPase activity; GTP binding
Source: RefSeq, a predicted model, not a curated record
CACCCAAUCUAACUUAUCUAACCUCUCGCAAAUGCUCGUUUCACGACGUAAUAACAAACGUAGACCUCGCAAAAGUAAUAAAAGAUGACGAAAAAGUUCGAAUACAAGCUAAAGUGCGCGUUAAUUAUUCAGUAAAAAAAAAAAAAUAAAACUUCUACGCAAAGAACAAUUGUAACAUUUACAUUUAUUUAGCAAAGUAUCGGCGACCUGACAAAUAGAUUCAAAAAUAAAUUUUUGCUAGUGUCUAUGUUACAAUGGUGCUUUUGACACAGAUUUUAAACGGUGUCAAAAAGAUACCUAGAAAAUAUUUACGCUCUUCGUUCAUCGACAGACUGCACCUUCAUGUCAGAGGAGGAACGGGAGGAUCUGGUUUACCUCGAUAUGGAGGAAUAGGAGGCGCUGGAGGUAAUGUCUAUGUGGUUGCGCAAGAAAAACUGACACUUACGGAUACUGCUAAGAAAUUGAAGACCAAGCGAGUCAAAGCGGAAAUGGGAGGUGAUAGUUCAGCAAAAGGAAUUAUAGGCAUAUCUGGCGAAGACGAGAUCAUUCCCGUUCCAGUCGGAGUUACGGUCUACAAUCAGAAUGGGGUGAAGUUAGGAGAGUUGGACAAGGAAGAUUCCAAACUGUUGGUGGCUAAAGGUGGCACAGGCGGUUGCGAGGACACAGGCUACAACGGACUGAAGGGUGAAACUCAGACGAUAACUCUGGACUUGAAAUUGAUCGCGGACGUCGGUCUGGUCGGUUUUCCCAAUGCUGGCAAGAGCACAUUUCUGGCCGCCGUUUCAAAUGCCAAACCCAAAAUCGCCAAUUAUCCAUUUACGACCAUAAGACCCAAAUUGGGAAUUAUGACCUAUUCGGACUAUAGAAAGAUUAGCGUCGCCGAUUUGCCAGGCCUGAUCGAGGGCGCGCACAAGAAUAUCGGAAUGGGCCACAACUUUCUGAAGCACAUCGAGAGAACGAAAUUGCUUCUGUUCAUUGUGGACGUGCAAGGUUUCCAAUUGUUGGUCAAUCGCAAUUAUCGAUCCUGCUUGGAAACCGUGGUCUUGCUGAACAAGGAGAUCGAGCUCUACAAGCCAGAUCUGUUGGAAAGGCCGGCUAUGCUAAUAAUUAACAAAAUGGACACCGCUAACGCUGACAACAUAUUCAAGGAAAUCAGGCCGAUGUUAAAGGAUUUGCCCGGUUUCGUGUCGAAUUGUCCGAAAGACAUGCAGCCCGAGCAAAUCGUGCGGUUCGACGAUAUUCUGACGGUGUCUUUAAAAACAAACAAUAAAAACGAGAUAAACGCAAUCAAGGAUAGAAUACGAGCUAUCUUGGACAGGUACGAGGAACAGCAAUAUUUCGCCGAAUACGGCGAAGGACUGGAUUUACAAUUGAAAGACAGACUGAAGCAGCGGUUCGAGGAGCACGCGCCGAUUGUUGUGUAAACUUGUUGUAUAUAAAAUAAA